UUGGCAUGUUGUCUGUUCGAGAGUUAAACAGUUUAAUUUUGACUGCGAAUUUAGGCAUGAAAAUUUACAUAUUUGAAUAUUACGUGAAAAGUACUAUAAGUCACAAUGGUCGACGAUUCAAGAUAUUUUAGAGAUAUAUGAAAAAAUUACAUAAAAAAAAAAACUUGUUUGAAUCUCAAAAUCUGAGAGGUUUCACGUAAAUUUAGAUGGACGGAAUGAUAUUUCUAGUUGGCAUUUCAUCCCUUCUAGUGGUUGAGGACUUGAGGUUCACCUAUUUGAUCGUUGUGUAUACUCUAAGCUUUAAAUUUUAUUGGUAUUAUUAUUAUUAUUAUUAUUAUUAUUCUCUGUUUCUAACUUUUGGUAUAUUCACCUUUACUCUCUUGUUCUCCUCUGUGUUACUUUUUUUUUGGCUUGAAAUCCAGUAGGGUCUUGUUUCAUAAUUAUGUAUUUGAGCAGUUGCUUUGUGGGGUAAUAGCUUUUUAGUCCAUCUUAUCUUCAAACAUUAAUUAAUGUUGUGUUUUCUUGUUGCAGAAUCUUUAAUUACCUAUUCUGAGCAAAAAGAUCGGUUCUUUACAAUUAGGGUGUCAAUUUUCUUGAGUUAAACCCCUGAAAUAGUAGUUAUUAGGACCUUUUUGGCCUACUAAAAUCUCUUCUUUAUUGUUGAUUUUUUUCGGGUCUAUCAUUCAUCCCGCUCCUAAGGUUCUAAGGAAGCUACUCUUCGUGUUUGUUAAUUGAUCUGCUUUUGCCCUCUUCACGAACUUGCAUAAUUGAUCAUUCUUUUCGCUGUAAUGCCUCCAAAUUACUUACCUCUUCGGUGGGAGAGUACUGGGGACCAAUGGUGGUAUGCUUCCCCAAUUGACUGGGCAGCUGCAAAUGGUCACUAUGAUUUGGUGCAUGAGCUUCUUCGCUUAGAUGGCAACCAUCUUAUCAAGCUCACUUCACUACGUAGGAUCAGACGGCUCGAGUCUGUUUGGGAUGAUGAAGAACAAUUUGAUGACGUGGCUAGAUGCCGGUCACAAGUAGCAAGGAAGUUGCUACUUGAAUGUGAAACAACCAAGAGGGGGAAAAAUUCGCUACUUAGAGCUGGCUAUGGUGGAUGGCUUUUAUAUACUGCUGCCUCUGCCGGAGACACGGAUUUUGUUCGAGAGUUGCUCGAAAAAGACCCCCUUUUGGUGUUUGGAGAAGGGGAGUAUGGUGUCACUGACAUAUUAUAUGCUGCAGCUAGGAGUAAAAAUUGCGACGUGUUUAAGGUUGUGUUUGAUUUUGCUGUAUCUCCGAGGUUUAUAGCGCGCGGUGAUAGGGGAUUGGAGGAACAGAUUGGGGAGAUUCCAUCUGCUUAUAAGUGGGAGAUGAUGAAUAGAGCUAUUCAUGCAGCUGCUAGAGGAGGCAAUUUGGAGAUACUGAAGGAGCUUCUUGCUGACUGCUCGGAUGAUAUAUUGGCUUACCGAGACAUUCAGGGUGCAACUCUCUUACAUACGGCUGCUGGCAAAGGCCAGAUUGAGGUUGUCAAAUAUCUUUUGAAAAGUUCUGAUAUUAUCAGCUCCAUAGACAACCAAGGCAACACUGCACUACACGUGGCUGCUUCGAGGGGCCAAUUAGCUGUUGUUGAAGCUCUCAUUGUUGCUUCACCUUCAUCGGUCUAUUCAAAAAACAAUGCCGGAGAAACAUUUUUUCAUGUUGCCAUAUCUGGUUUCCAAACUCCUUAUUUCCGCAGAUUGGACCAUCAAAUCGAUCUCAUGAAGCAAUUGGUUUGUGGAAAAAAUUUCGACAUCGAAGAAAUCAUUAACGCUGAAAACAAUGACGGUAGAACUGCUCUUCAUUUAGCUGUCAUUGGAAAUAUUCAUUCUGAACUUGUGGAAUUACUUAUGACUGUCCGGUCUAUUAAUGUCAAUACUCGUGAUGGGGAUGGAAUGACACCACUCGAUAUUUUAAGGCAGCGACCACGCUCUGCUUCAUCAGAACUACUUGCAAAACAUUUGAUCUCUGCAGGGGGAAUUUUUAGUCAUCACGAUUAUUCUGCAAGGAGAGUUGUUGCAUCCCAUUUAAAGAUGCAAAAUAUAAAUAGCAGUCCAGGAACUUCUUUUAGAAUCUCUGAUACCGAAAUAUUCUUAUACACGGGCAUUGAGCAUUCAUCAGAUGGCAAUAGAAACGCUGAGCGGACUCGUCACUACGCGAGUCCUGAUAGCUGUUGUUCUAGAAAUGGCAAGAAAUCUGGUUCUGCAAAUGAUGCAGCAGAAAAGCUGAAACGCUUCUUCCAUUGGCCAAAAAUUAAGAAAAGAGAUGGUAAGAGUCUCGAGAUAUUGGCGGAUCAAAGUUCUGCGAGUAAUGCUGAUGCGGCACCGGUCCCUCUUCGAGAAAGGUACUCCAAGCCCUCAUCAAUCCCAAGCCACAAACGGGCGCUCUCUGUUAGUAGUAACCUUCCAAGUCCAACGGCAAAGAAGAAAUUCGCUUCAGGGCUAGUAAACGGUGUCAUGCAGGCCAUACCACAUCUUAGCCUCCCUCGUAGGUCGUCUCGUGCUAGUUCAUUCUCGAUUUCAUCAUUGUCUUCACGCAGUUCUUUGGACAAACAAAAAGCAAUCGUGAUUGAGACCGAGCUUGCUGGACCUUCUUGUUCUUAUCAGGCAGAGGGUGCACCAUCAGACUCGAGAUACAAACAAAGAGUGGGACAUAAAAGGUCGGUAAACCAAUAUCUGUGUUUUGGUGCUUCAGGACGACCUGUCAAGGCCUCUUCAAGUGGGAUGCAGCCAUAUGAAAUUUAUGAGCGGUCCGUUCUAGCCACAUCUUAAAAAUCUGAAUAAGUACCUAGGGGCUCAGAUAUAUGCAUGGAUUUCAUUAAUUUUGAAGGUUAGUGAGUUCUUUUCCUGAUAAUUUUCAGUCGACGCAUUCAGAUGUGCUCAUAUAGCUCAAGAGCUAUUAACAUAUUUCUCUGAAUUAGUCUUUUUAAUCGAGAAGAAAAAAUGUAAAUAUGCAUUAUGUUUGUAGCUGUAACUAAAUGACUUUGUUUAUGUAGCUCUUUAGUUGAAUGUAAUAAGGAACUUCCUACAACUGGGUGAGCAAA
This is a messenger RNA of Lycium ferocissimum, 3058 nucleotides long. RefSeq lists its product as uncharacterized. The record is from RefSeq and is a predicted model, not a curated record. Lineage: Eukaryota; Viridiplantae; Streptophyta; Magnoliopsida; Solanales; Solanaceae. The transcript has 3 exons. Gene Ontology annotation, molecular function: protein binding. Bases 789 to 2786 code for a protein of 665 amino acids.